AUGAAAUCUUCUGAUAAUAUUAAUGGUAACAGACAGUUAUUCAACUCGAAUUCUUCAGAUUCGAUUCGAGAUAUGUCAUCUGUUGGUUUGCAUAACACUCCAAAAGAUAAUCAAAAUAAAAUCACUCUACGAGAUGGUUUUAUUCAUUGUAUAAAGUGCGAUUUACCGAAUCCAAAAGAAGCAAAUUAUUGUUCCUAUUGUGGAUUAAACUUGAUGCCUCCUCCACGUUUUACUGGAUGGUUUCCAAUGAUUAAUGGAUCAAGUCACCAUGAAUUUGAUAUUGGCGGAAAUCAAUCUGAAAAGUCGGUUUCACAGCACAAUUACUUACAACCUGUAGUCGCAAAUGUUUCUACCCAAACUUAUGGGAUAUUUUAUCCAAGUUCAACAAACCUACGACGUCAAGAUCAGUUAGCUCAAAAUCGUUUGUCAGCUGAUGUUCAACUGAGAGACAGAAUACCUACACUUACUGCAAUAAGUCCCGGAAGAGGUUUUUGGCGAAAACAAUUAGACCAUAUAUUUGCACAUUUAAAAUUAUAUACAAAUAAUAAUUCAGAAUUUCGCGCUUCGAUUGGUCAACCUAGAUUUGGCAAACUUUUGUCUGCUGACCUUUGUGCACUGGCAUCCAAUCAGGCAAAAAUCACUUUAAUCUAUUCACUCCCGAAUGACAAAAACAAUACAUCUAUAACACUAAAUAGAACAGGUCCAAGUAAAAUUCCAUUGGAUUUAGAUUACUGUGAUAAUCAUGAUAGUGACGUGAUUCCUCACUUCAAUAAAUACUCUAAUCAAACUAUACCAAACUCUGGUGAUUUCAGAAAUGAUAAACAUGAAAAUGAUUUAGAUCAGAAAUCAAUUGACAGUAAAUCAUAUAAUAAAGAGUCUAUCAAUUUGUUUCCAACAACGGAUGAUCAUUGUGAAUCGUUUCGACCGAUCCCAAAUCAACGAAGUGUAUAUAGUAAGAAUAGUAACCGAUCGUCUUCUAGAUCUCCACAUAAAGAGGACGAUCAUCAAAAUAAAACAAAACUAAGUCAAUUGAAUGGGAAGAUUUCCAUAAAAACAAAAUCAAAUGAUAAAUCACUGAGUAUACAAUCUAAUCCUAACUUACAAUAUGGUGAAGUUGGUGUUGCUCUACUACGAAAUUCCAAAUUAUCGACUUCAGAUCUUAAUUUGUUUUACACGCUAAGUCAACCAAAAUUAGAUAUUCAUGAAGUUAAACGUCUUCUUAAUGAAGGUGCAAAUCCAAAUUGCAUUAAUGCUGCUAAAGAAACACCAUUGAUUUGUGCUGUACGUCAUGGCUUCGUUGAAGCGAUAUCUGUACUAAAAGAAAAUGGUGCACAGGUUAAUGCUACCGGAACAUCAUUAGGCAACACUGCAUUACAUGAAGCAGUUCUGCGUGGCAUUGACGGAUUAGAAUUGGCAAAAGAGUUAUUAAGAUGUGGUGCAAAUAUGAAAAUAGAAAAUAAUCGUAAAGAAACACCACAUUCGCUAGCGUUGCAUUCGAAUUGUGAACCGUUAAUACGGCUGUUCGCUUUACAUUUAGGUCAGAAACAAUUGAAAGAACUCACUGAUUGA
Molecule: messenger RNA, 1569 nt
Organism: Schistosoma mattheei
Lineage: Eukaryota; Metazoa; Platyhelminthes; Trematoda; Strigeidida; Schistosomatidae
Source: the annotation of a GenBank genome assembly